Molecule: messenger RNA, 3420 nt
Organism: Dromaius novaehollandiae (emu)
Lineage: Eukaryota; Metazoa; Chordata; Aves; Casuariiformes; Dromaiidae
Gene: UBA7
Product: ubiquitin like modifier activating enzyme 7
Exons: 24
Coding region: 57-3329 (1090 amino acids)
Biological process (GO): protein sumoylation
Cellular component (GO): cytoplasm; SUMO activating enzyme complex
Molecular function (GO): SUMO activating enzyme activity
Source: RefSeq, a predicted model, not a curated record
CUGGGCGGUAGCAGAGGGCCGCCACGGCGCCGCCGUAGGCCCGCCAGGCCAGGCGGAUGCCCAGCAGGCUCAGCCCCAGCCACAGCAGCAGCAGCUGGCAGAGCGCGGCCCGCAGGUCCUGCGCCGCCCACUCGGCCGCCAGCUCCCGGCCCAGCGCGCCCAGCGCCCGCCACGGCGCCUCCCAGCCCGGCGCCGCUGCCGCCAUCGCCGCCGCCGCCGCCUCGGGCUGCGCCGCCGCCGCCGGGCGGGGCGGAGGCGGGGCCGCCGCCAUGGCGGGCGCGGAGCUGGCGGCCGUCGAUGAGGGGCUGUACUCCCGGCAGCUCUACGUGCUGGGCUGCCGCGCCAUGGAGCGGCUGGCAGGCGCCGCGGUGCUGGUGGCGGGGCUGCGGGGCCUGGGAGCCGAGGUGGCCAAGGCCCUGGUGCUGGCCGGCGUCCGCGCCGUUACCCUGCACGACGUCGCCUCGGCUGGCCCCGCCGACCGGGCCUCGCAGUUCUUCCUCGCGGAUAGCAACAUGGGCCAGAACCGGGCUGUGGCAUCCCAGCGGCACCUGGCAGAGCUGAACUCCCAUGUGUUGGUGACAGCCCACACAGGGGAGCUGUCGGAGAGCUUCCUCGCCUCCUUCCAGGUUGUGGUGCUGACUGACUCCCCGCUGGAGGAACAACUCCGCAUCGGCGACUUCUGCCAUUCCCGGGGCAUCUGCUUCAUCGUGGCUGAUGUGAAGGGGCUGGCAGGGCAGCUAUUUUGCGAUUUUGGGAAGCCCUUUGUUGUUUGUGACCCAACAGACACCGACCCGGUUUGUGCCUCUGUGCAGCACAUCUCCCAGGGCAAACCAGGAAUCGUGACGUGUGCAGCAGGAGAAGAGGGCCGUGGCCACCUUUUCUCUGAUGGUGACAUGGUGACGUUCUCAGGUGUGGAGGGCAUGACUGAGCUGAAUGGCCAGAAGCCCUGCCCUGUUCGCGUGCUGGAUGCCUUCCACCUGGAGAUUGGUGACACGAGCUCGUUCUCGCCGUACCGCUGUGGGGGCCUAGUUUCGCAGGUGCAUCUGCGCCAAGAGCGCUUGUAUGAGCCCCUGCGCAAGGCCCUGGUGAAACCAAAGAUUCAAGUGUCAAAUCCCGAAGACCUACCACGCAGCCGCAGCCUGCACAUGGCUUUCCAGGCCCUGCAUGCUUUCCGCAAGGAGCAGGGGCGCCUACCUCGGCCCAGGGCGCAGGGGGAUGCCGAGCGGGUGCUGGAGCUGGCACGGAGCCUGGACGAGCAGCAAGGUCCCCUGGACGAGCAGCAAAGUCCCCUGGACGAGGAUGUCGUGCGAGCCUUCGCUAGUGUGAGCGCGGGGGACCUGGGUCCCAUGGCUGCCUUCGUCGGGGGCCUGGCAGCCAUGGAGGUGCUGAAGGCCGCCUCGGGGAAAUUCCUGCUGUUGGAUCAAUGGCUCUACUUCGAUGCCUUGGAGUGCCUGGCCUUGGAGGGGGCUGCGCAGCUGACGGAAGAGGACUGCGCCCCGAGCGGUUCUCGCUAUGAUGGCCAGAUCGCUGUGUUUGGGGCUGACUUUCAGGAGAGGCUGGGCCACCAGAAGUACUUUGUGGUGGGAGCUGGUGCCAUUGGCUGUGAGCUGCUGAAAAACUUUGCCAUGAUGGGGUUGGCUGCGGGGACAGGCGGGAACAUCACGGUGACCGACAUGGACACCAUCGCACGCUCCAACCUCCAUCGGCAGUUCCUCUUCCACUCGGCAGAUAUAUCGAAGCCAAAGUCAGAGGUAGCAGCUGCAGCCGUGAAGUGCAUGAACCCUGACAUCAAGGUGACGGCGCACCAGAACCAGGUGGGGCCUGCCACGGAGCUGAUCUAUGGGGCUGACUUCUUCAAGCGGCUGGAUGGCGUUGCCAGCGCCCUGGACAACCUGGAGACCCGUGCCUACUUGACGAACCAUUGCCUCCGCUACCUCAAGCCACUGGUGGACUCAGGCACGGAGGGCACACGGGGGAACGUGCUGGCCAUGGUGCCCCACGUGACCAAGGCGUUGGGGUCUGCCAGUGACCCUGUGGACAAGACCUUCCCCCUUUGCACCCUGCGACACUUCCCCCAGACCAUUGAGCACACGCUGCAGUGGGCCCGCGAUGAGUUUGAGGGGCUCUUCAGGCUGCCUGCAGAGAAUGUCAACCGGUUCCUGGCAGACCCAACUUUUCUGGAGCACCUGGAGGCACGAAAGGCUCUGGAGGUCCUGGAGCAAGUGCGAAGGAGCUUGCAGGAGAGGCCACGGGACUGGCAGGACUGUGUGCACUGGGCCCGCCGGCACUGGCAGAGCUGCUACCACGACACCAUCUCCCAGCUGCUGCUCACCUUCCCCCCAGAGCAUGAAGCCAGCCCAGGUGUCGCCUUUUGGUCCGGGGACAGGAGGUGCCCCCAUCCGCUGACGUUUGACCCUGAUGAUGACACCCACGUGGAUUAUGUCAUGGCUGCUGCCCACCUCUUUGCUCAGACACACAAGAUUUUGGCUCGCGGUGACAGGGCAGCUGCUCGGGAGAGCCUCCGCAACCUGGUCCUAGCACCCUUCACACCCCAGGAAGGACUCCAGAUCCACAUCAUGGAGGAAAGGCAGGAGGUCCAGGAGGCUGUGGACCAAGGGCAACUGGCAGAGCUCGCCCAGGAGCUGGCACGGUGGAGACGGGAGCUGGUAGAGGCUGAGGAGACGCAAAUACCCAUCAUGGAGCCCAUCCACUUCGAGAAGGAUGACAACUUCCAUGUGGACUUUGUCACAGCUGCGUCCAACCUGCGUGCAGAGAACUACGGCAUCCGCUGUGCCGACUGGCUCACGAGCAAGCGACUCGUUGGACGAAUCGUGCCUGCCAUUGCCACUACCACCAUGGCCGUGGCCGGCCUGGCCUGCCUGGAGAUCUACAAGCUGGUGUGGGGGUGCCAGGACCGCAGCUGCUACCGCAACAGCAACCUGUGUCUCUCCGACUCCCUGCUGCUCUGCAUCCAGCCCCUGCCGCCCCCCACCUACAGGUAUGGCCAGAAGGAGUGGAGCUGCUGGGACCGGCUGGAGGUGCAGGGGGUCGGCGCCGAUGGGCAGGAGAUGACCGUGCGGGAGCUGCUGGAGUGGCUGCAGAGGGUGCACGGGCUGCCUGUGACCAUGCUCCUGCACGGCUACACCGUGCUCUACGACAGGGAGCAGGACGAGGAGACGCGGGCCCAGCAGCAGGCCCAGAGGCUGUCGGAGAGCCUGGAGGGUGCUGGGGAGCUGCGGCCCCGGGAGCUGGAGCUGCAGUAUGUGUGUGAGGGAGAAGAGGAUGAGGACGAAGACGCCUGCCCCCCGCUCGUCUGCUACCUGCCCUGAUCCUGGAGUGGGACACCAGGCCGGGCCAGAGGCAGCAGCAGCCUGGGCCACACAGCACUUGCUGCCCCCGGUAAUAAAAGCUGCAGGAUCA